UUUCUUCUACUUCGUUGCAAAAUCUCAUUUCAAUUUGCACUGACUCCUUCUUCCACAAUGUGUACCUGAAACAAACCACAACUUUUUUUUAUUGAAACCAAUUUAAGUAAUUCAUUUUUUCACAGUUAAUAUAUUUGAGAGUGAAUAAAAUGUCUGCUUCCUGUGUUGUUCGCAAUUUUUGUUCUGUGACUUCUGGUUUUCCGAAUUGCCGCCAAAACCAAACCUUGGUUCCUACCCAUCAUCAGUUUCAGUUACGCAAUCCCCUUUUGAGGUUAAAGAAGCAACCUUUCCACUCAAACACUCAUCUCAAGAGUUCAAGAACUCAGAAGCCUCGUCCCACUUUUGUAGUUUUCGCAGCACAAUCAAAUUUUCUUAAAGUUCUGCAGAAUGCAUGGAAAGUUGGAAGGGAUGGAAUUGAGGCAGGGACUAAUCUGGUUCCUAAUUCUGUUCCAAGGCCAAUAGCUAGGAUUUCAGUAACAAUUGUGGCUCUAAGUGUUACACUUUUUGUACUCAAGGCAUUCCUCUCUACGGCUUUCUUUAUAUUGGCCACUAUAGGACUUUCAUACUUUGCAUACCUAGCAUUCAAUAAAGAUCAAGGACCUAGAAGGAACCAAGAAACUACCUCCACUCCUAUGGAUGAUCCAGUGGAAGAAGCUAGAAAGAUAAUGGAAAAAUACAAGUAGCAGCAUCAGUUAAGGUAUUGUGAAGCUCUAAAAUUCUGCAUAUACAUUAGUUCAGUGUAAGUAUUUUUCUAUUGAGUUUUAAAUUUGAUGGAUGGAUUGUCAACAUUUGUGAAUGGCAUUUUCCAUUUCUAGAUCAUAUUAUAGUCUUUAGCACAGUCAUUGCAAACAUUUUCCACUGCAUGGAUGUUAGUUUUCUUCUUUUUAGGUGAAUAUGAAUGUUUUUUGGUUCAA
Molecule: messenger RNA, 914 nt
Organism: Vigna angularis (adzuki bean)
Lineage: Eukaryota; Viridiplantae; Streptophyta; Magnoliopsida; Fabales; Fabaceae
Exons: 4
Coding region: 150-683 (177 amino acids)
Source: RefSeq, a predicted model, not a curated record